AUGGGCGCUACAAUCAAAAUGUGUGGGAAAUGCCGGAGGCACGGAGUUCUCCAGGCCUACAAACAUCAUCUAAACUGUCCGUUCGUCGACUGCGGAUGUGAUAAGGUGAGAUUUUUUUUUCAUUUUUAAACGUGAAGUUAAGUUUCCUUCCGAAGCAUUUAGCCAUCACCUUGUUUUAUAUAGAAUUAAGUUUAAUUUUGAUGCCUUUAGUGCUUCCAAGUCGAUGAAUAUCGUCUGAAGAUGCGAAAGGUGGUUGCACAAACCAAAAAGAGAAAGACUGAAGGCGCUGGCUCAAAGCCUGUCACUCCGAACAUUGCUGAAGCCCCUUACAAAACUUUGCUAGAUCUUCUACCGCCUUCAACUUCUCGCGACAGCUUAAACCAACCCACAACCACAGCCAAUUUGUUGCAGUUUGAGGCUGUGCACUCACUCAACCCCUCUCCAUCAAGCUCUGUUUUCUCGGACUAUUCGAUUUCCAGCGAACUCUCAGUUCCUAAGAAACCCAGAAUGAAUGUGCCUCUCAGCCUUGGAGACACCGUGAAUAUUCAGGGGCUAGACAUUGUACUAAUCAAUCCGAUACCGAUUGAUCUGUUAUAUCCAGGCUGUAGUAUGUUUAAUUUUCCUCAUCCAGCGUUGUACCUGGUCGCCUAG
This is a messenger RNA of Bursaphelenchus xylophilus (pine wood nematode), 651 nucleotides long. The record is from the annotation of a GenBank genome assembly. Lineage: Eukaryota; Metazoa; Nematoda; Chromadorea; Rhabditida; Aphelenchoididae.